AUGUUCUGGCCGUUCCUGGAGCUUCAAGAGCAACUAGUGUACUGCCCGCUGGCCGAUUUUGGUGCCAGAGGCGUACGAGAGGGUCAGGAUAUCUACGCACAGGCUGUCGUAGCACAACCCGUGACGGCUCAUAUUCCAUUGAAGAAUGCAUUCGAGCUCAGUGGGAAGAUCGCAGUGCUUCAACGGGGACUGUGCGACUUCGUCACGAAGGUGCUGCAUGCACAGCAAGCAGGCGCAGUGGCUGUGCUAGUAGCCAACAAUAGUGACGACGGUGGAGAGGCCUUCGUCAUGGAUGCAGGUCAACGUCUCGACCAGGUAGCGGAGAGCGUGAGUAUCCCAGCCAUGAUGGUGUCUCGAGCACAGUCGAUCGACAUCUUCCAGCAGAUCCGUGAGGCGUAUCUGGAUCGUAAGGAACUGUGCUUUACUAUCAGAUUCCUUGGAGCUGAAACAGCGUCACGGGUACUGGCACAACAGGAGAGUUUGGCUCUGCAGAGUCGGAAUGCAGCGCGCAGUAUCGAACUCAAACAGCAGAGAGAACAACAGCAACAAGAGGCAGCGAGUCUGCUGCGCAACCGUCUUGGUAAGAUAUCGCAGUCCAAAGGAAAGGCGCCAGGGUCAUCGUCUGAGAGUGUCGUAGCCACACCGAGCACGAGUGCGAGUGAACCGGCACUCGACUGGUCUCCAGCGUCAUCGACGAAAAGCAGUUCGGCUGGUUCAACACGUCGCAGUCGUGAGAGUCAAAGAAACAACCAAGAGGAGCUUGGAGUAGUGGAGGAUGUUUAUCCUGCAGCUACACUGGCCAUGCUGCACUGGUGUCCGAUGACGACGUCCUUGGUGAUCUUGGACGUUCAAAACUACUUUACACUGCGUCACGGGUAUAGUAGCAAGGAAGAGGUAGCUACACAGUCAUCUAGUCCGGUUACUGAUGCGCAGUUUUACGAUCGCGUGGACAACGUGCUGAUCCCGACGAUCCAGGACGUACUACUUGCUAGUCGGGCGACUGAAGGCAUGGAAGUUAUUUAUUCAGUGGUGGAGAGUGCUACAUGCGAUGGUCGCGAGAGGUCCCGUGCUCACAAACACGCUGGCAUUCACGUACCGAAGAAUGGGUUUGGUGCUCAAGUUCCCAAAAGAAUCGCGCCUGAUGAUGACAGUGACAUUGUGCUCUCGCGCACAGGAGCCAAUGUGUUCGCAGCAACGAAUCUGGACUAUAUCUUACGGAACUUGAUGGUCACUCACAUUGUCGUCAUGGGCAUCUCGGUGCUGGGCAGUGUCGAGUCUUGUGUGCAGACUGCGUUGGACAGGGGCUACCAAGUCACAGUGCUGAAAGAAGCACUUCUUCCACUAACAAUGGGCACUACGGAGGGCUCGAAGAAGACUUCGAUGCUUGAGAGCUUUUCUAGACGAGGUGCCCAGGUGCUUACAGCGGCCGAAUUUGUCGAGAAAUUGCAAUCCUUUGCCUAA
Molecule: messenger RNA, 1461 nt
Organism: Phytophthora nicotianae INRA-310
Lineage: Eukaryota; Oomycota; Peronosporomycetes; Peronosporales; Peronosporaceae
Exons: 2
Coding region: 1-1461 (486 amino acids)
Source: RefSeq, a predicted model, not a curated record